This is a messenger RNA of Danio aesculapii, 5807 nucleotides long. RefSeq names its product lysine (K)-specific demethylase 5A (gene kdm5a). The record is from RefSeq and is a predicted model, not a curated record. The coding region runs from base 319 to 5319 and encodes 1666 amino acids. The transcript has 27 exons. Gene Ontology annotation, biological process: chromatin remodeling. Gene Ontology annotation, cellular component: nucleus. Gene Ontology annotation, molecular function: DNA binding; histone demethylase activity. Lineage: Eukaryota; Metazoa; Chordata; Actinopteri; Cypriniformes; Danionidae.
UAACACUUCCGGAAACAUUUUUCUCCAGGCUAGCGAGAGAUGCUAGCAUUGUUUUUAUGAGCAUCAGUCGGAUUAUUACCGGAUUAAACCGACGGAGGAGUGAAGAAACGAAGGUUUAAGACACCGAGGAGCUGCAGUGACCGGCGGCACGGUGUGUGUGUGUUGUGUGCGCUCGCGGUCUCUCAUUAUAAACACACACAACCACAGCACUGAACACAGACUGAGCUGAAGCCGCUGUGUGGUCAUCACCACUGUAUGAUGAAGAGCUGACGGUGACCGCGAACAGCAGCGUCCCCCGGUACCGGUAAACCCUCCGUCAUGUCGGUGUUCAGCGAGUUCGUGUCGCCGCCCGAGUGCCCGGUGUUCGAGCCCAGCUGGCAGGACUUCAGCGACCCGUUCAGCUUCAUCCACAAGAUCCGGGAGAUCGCCGAGAACACCGGCAUCUGCAAGAUCAGACCGCCACAGGGUUGGCAGCCUCCAUUCGCCUGUGAUGUGCGCAGUUUCCGCUUCACUCCUCGAAUCCAGCGACUCAAUGAGUUGGAGGCCCUGACCAGAGUGAAGCUGAACUUCCUGGAUCAGUUGUCCAGGUUCUGGGAGCUGCAGGGCUGCCGGCUGCGCAUCCCUCAUGUGGAGAGACGAGUGCUGGACCUCUACCUGCUCAGCAAGCUGGUGUCUGCGGAGGGAGGGUUCGAGCUGGUCUGUAAGGAGAAGCGCUGGCCCAAGAUCAGCAGCCGCAUGGGUUUCCCCUCCGGCAGAGCUGUGGGUUCACUACUGAGACAGCACCACGAGCGUAUCCUCUACCCGUAUGAGCUCUUCCAGUCCGGAGCAUCACUGACCGGUGUGUACCCUGACUCCGCUGACUCUGACUCUGUGGAUGAGGGCAUUGGAGCAGCAGAUGAGGAGGCUGUGGAUGAGGAAGAGGAGAAGGAGAGGAGGUCGGAGCGCCGGUCCCCACGCCACCGCCUGAAGGAUGAGAGAGAAAACACAGAGCCCAGAGGAGUGCCGGUGCUGGACGUCAUCUCUGCAGAUGACGAGGCGUUCCUCCGUAAGCAGAAGCACCUGAAGGCUCAGGCGUUUGCUCUGAAGAUGCGUCCGCGUAAAGAAGUGCUGGAGGUCAAUUACAUCGACCUGUACAUGUGUAUGGCAUGUGGGCGGGGCGAUGAGGAGGACCGCCUCCUGCUGUGUGACGGCUGUGAUGACAGCUGCCACACCUUCUGCCUGAUCCCGCCGCUGCAGGACAUCCCCCGCGGAGACUGGCGCUGCCCCAAGUGUGUGGCUGAGGAGUGCAGUAAGCCCCGUGAGGCGUUCGGGUUCCAGCAGGCGGUGCGCGAGUACACACUCCAGAGCUUCGGGGAGAUGGCGGACCACUUCAAGUCUGACUACUUCAACAUGCCGGUCCAUAUGGUGCCGACGGAGCUGGUGGAGAAAGAGUUCUGGCGUCUGGUCAGCAGUAUUGACGAGGAUGUUAUCGUGGAGUACGGCGCUGACAUCAGCUCUAAAGAUGUGGGCAGUGGGUUCCCCGUGCGGGACGGCAGGAGGAAGCUGAUCGGGGAUGAGGAGGAGUACGCAGCGUCAGGCUGGAACCUGAACAACCUGCCGGUGCUGGAGCAGUGUGUGCUGACACACACCAGCGGGGACAUCAGUGGGAUGAAGGUGCCCUGGCUGUAUGUGGGCAUGUGCUUCUCCUCCUUCUGCUGGCACAUCGAGGACCACUGGAGCUCCUCCAUCAACUACCUGCACUGGGGUGAACCCAAGACCUGGUACGGCGUCCCGGCCCGCGCUGCUGAGCAGCUGGAGUGUGUGAUGAAGAAGGUGGCCCCGGAGCUGUUUGACUCCCAGCCGGACCUCCUGCACCAGCUGGUCACACUCAUGAACCCCAACGUGCUGAUGGAGCACGGCGUCCCGGUGUACCGGACCAAUCAGUGCGCAGGGGAGUUCGUCAUCACCUUCCCCAGAGCCUAUCACAGUGGCUUCAACCAAGGCUACAACUUCGCUGAGGCCGUCAACUUCUGCACCGCCGACUGGCUUCCCAUCGGUAGGCAGUGUGUGUCGCACUACCGGCGUCUGCAGCGCUACUGUGUGUUCUCGCAUGAGGAGCUGGUCUGUAAGAUGGCGGCAGACCCUGAGGGUCUGGAUGUGGAGCUGGCGGCAGCUGCGGUGCGGGAGCUGGAGGAGCUGCUGGAGGAGGAGACGCGGCUGAGGAGCGCCCUGGAGGAGACGCAGGGGGUGCUCUCCUCAGUGCAGGAGGUGUUCGAGCUGCUGCCGGAUGACGAGCGUCAGUGCUGGAGCUGUAAGACCACCUGCUUCCUGUCGGCGGUGACCUGCAGCUGCAGCCCAGAGCGGCUGGUGUGUCUGCGUCAUGUGGGGGAGCUCUGCAGCUGCCCACCCACCAGCAAGUGCCUGCGCUUCAGGUACGCUCAGGAGGAGUUUCCCGCCAUGCUGUACGGGGUGAAGACUCGUGCUCAGUCCUAUGACACCUGGUCCCGCAGGGUGACGGAGGCGCUAGCGGCGGACAGCAGGAACAAGAGAGAUGUGAUCGAGCUGAAGGUGCUUCUGGAGGACGCAGAGGACCGCAGGUACCCGGAGAACAGCCUCCUGCGCAGCCUCAGGGACACACUGAAGGAGGCCGAGACCUGCUCCUCUGUAGCACAGCUGCUGCUCACACACACACACCGACACAGAAGGGAGCGUGCGGAGAGCGGCACACAGAAGGCUCGCAGUAAGCUGACGGUGGAGGAGCUGAAGGUGUUCGUGGAGCAGCUCUAUAGACUGCCCUGCGUCAUCAGCCAGGCUCGACAGGUCAAGGAUCUGCUGGAGAGUGUGCUGUUGUUCCACGAGCGUGCGCAGGCUGCUCUGGCGGACCUGACGCCGGACUCCGGGAAGCUGCAGGCGCUGCUGGACCUGGGCUCGGGGCUGGACGUGGAGCUGCCGGAGCUGCCUCGGCUGCAGCAGGAGCUGACCCAGGCUCGCUGGCUGGAUGAGGUGCGUGUGACGCUGGCGGAGCCGCAGAGGGUUACGCUGGAGCUGAUGAAGCGCCUCAUCGACUCGGGUGUAGGUCUGGCGCCGCACCCUGCCGUAGAGAAGGCCAUGGCGGAGCUGCAGGAGCUGCUGACAGUGUCCGAGCACUGGGAGGAGCGCGCCAGAGCCUGUCUGCAGGCCCGGCCGAGACACAACCUGCUGACGCUGGAGAGCAUCGUCUCCGAGGCCAAGAACAUCCCGGCACACCUGCCCAAUGUGCUGACGCUCAGAGACGCCCUGCACCGCGCCAAAGAGUGGAGCGCCAGGGUAGAGGCCAUACAGAACGGCAGUAACUACGCCUACCUGGAGCAGCUGGAGGGUCUGCUGGCGAGGGGCCGCUCUAUUCCGGUGCGGCUGGAGGCUCUGCCCCAGGUGGAGUCUCAGGUGGGCUCAGCCAGAGCCUGGAGAGAGAGGACCGCCCGCACCUUCCUGAAGAAGAACUCCACAUACACACUGCUGCAGGUGCUGAGUCCCCGUGUGGACGUGGGUGUGUACGGCAGCAGUAAGAGCAAGCGUCGGCGUGUGAAGGAGCUGCUGGAGAAGGAGCGAGGGCUGGAUCUGGAGGCGGUGUGUGAGCUGCAGGAGUGUGUGGAGGACGCGCGGGACCCUGCCGCCGUGGUGGCCGCCUUCAAGGCUCGCGAGCAGCAGGAGGUGCAGGCCGUGCACUCGCUGCGGUCCGCCAACCUGGCCAAGAUGGCGCUGGUGGAGCGGGUGGAGGAGGUGAAGUUCUGCCUGUGCCGCCGCUCCGCUUCCGGCUUCAUGCUGCAGUGUGAGCUCUGCAAGGACUGGUUCCACGGCGCCUGCGUGCCUCUGCCAAAAGCCGGAUCCCAGAAGAAGCUGGCGUCCGGCUGGCAGAGCGGCAGCAAGGAGAGCAAGUUCCUGUGCCCGCUGUGUCAGCGCUCGCGCCGCCCGCGGCUGGAGACCAUCCUGUCCUUGCUGGUGUCCCUGCAGAAGCUGCCGGUGCGGCUGCCGGAGGGGGAGGCGCUGCAGUGCCUGACGGAGCGGGCCAUGGGCUGGCAGGACCGCGCCCGACAAGCCCUGGCCACAGAGGAGCUCUCCUCCGCCCUCGCCAAGCUCUCGGUGCUCAGCCAACGCAUGGUGGAGCUAGCGGCCCGCGAGAAGACCGAGAAGAUCAUCAACGCCGAGCUGCAGAAGGCCGCCGCUAACCCCGACCUGCAGGGCCACAUCCAGACGUUCCAGCAGUCGGGCUUCAGCAGAGCGGCGUCUCCUCGGCCCUCGCUGGACUAUGAUGACGAGGAGACGGACUCAGACGAGGACAUCCGAGAGACGUACGGCUACGACAGCAAGGACACAGGCGAGGUGAAGCCGUACCUGUUCUGUGAUGAGGAGAUCCCAGUGAAGUCUGAGGAGGUGGUCAGUCACAUGUGGCCCACCACACCCUCCUUCUGUGCGGAGCACGCCUACUCCUCCGCCUCCAAGAGCUGCCCGCAGACGACGUCAGGCCAGAGGAAGCAGCCCCGUAAGUCGCCGCUGGUGCCGCGCAGCCUGGAGCCGCCGGUGCUGGAGCUGUCCGCCUCCGCUAAAGCCCAGCUGGAGGAGCUGAUGAUGGAGGGAGACCUGCUGGAGGUGUCUCUGGACGAGACGCAGCACAUCUGGAGGAUCCUGCAGGCCACGCAGCCGCCGUCAGAGGACCGCUUCCUGCAGGGGGUGGAGGCGGAGGACGCCCCGCUGGAGCGCGCGCUGAAGCUGAAGGUGAAGGAUCUGGAGAAGAAGAGGAAGAGGAAGCUGGAGCGGGCGGAACUGCUGCUGUCGGGGGCCGCGGGGGGCCGGAGCCGCGACCUGAAGAGGGCGCUGGAGCUCAAGCCCAAGAAGAAGAAGCUGAAGAUGGGCCCCGAGAAGAGCCGCGAGCUCAAGCAGCUGGCCAAGCGCAUCGCCAAGGAGGAGAAGGAGCGCAAGCGCAAGGAGAAAGACAAGGAGAAGGCCAAGGCGGAGCUGCCCCCCGGCCCCGGCCCCGACAGGAGCCGCCGCAAGGCCCUCGACAUACCCUCCAAAUAUGAGUGGUCCGGGGCCGAGGACUCCAACGAUGAGAACGCCGUCUGUGCGGCCCGCGACUGCCAGAGGCCCUGCAGGGACAAGGUGGACUGGGUGCAGUGUGACGGCGGCUGUGACGAGUGGUUCCACCAGGUGUGUGUGGGUGUGACCUGUGAGAUGGCGGAGACCGAGGACUACAUCUGCUCCAGCUGCUCACACACACACACACACACCCCUGCGGCGGCGGCCGUAGAGACUGUGCUGAUCAGCUCCAGUGUACCGUACAGCAGCGCACAGGACAACAGCUAACCACACACACACACACACACACACACACACACACACACACACACACACACUCUUGUAUAUAUGGUUUAUGAGGACUCUCUGUAGGUGUGAUGUUUUAUACUGUAAAGCUCCUCCCCCUGAGCCCCGCCCUCAGCACACCUGUGGAUGAUUGACAGAUGCCCCAUUAAAUAUGAUGUGAGCUGAAGGUUUUGCAUUAUGAGGACGUCUGUGUGUGUCCUCGUAAUCCGAAACACUCAGACAGCAGACAUUAGUGUUUUUAUUUCAGUCAACAACACAAUAAUGGAGAAAUGUUAGGCCACACACACACACACACACUCCUGAAUGCUAUUUAUUACACUGCUGAUGAACUGUAGGGGGUUAUUAUGGGAUGGCGGGGGGUCUGGUGUGCUGAUCCAGCUCUGGAUUGGCUGGUCCUCCUCUUCAUCUGCUCUUCUCUCGCUCUCCUCAUCAUCUGCUGUUCUCCGUCUGAUAUUAAAUGUUCUCCAGGA